Messenger RNA from Dacryopinax primogenitus, 1450 nucleotides. Its product is annotated as alpha/beta-hydrolase. Bases 1 to 1008 code for a protein of 335 amino acids. The transcript has 4 exons. NCBI's taxonomy places the organism in Eukaryota, Fungi, Basidiomycota, Dacrymycetes, Dacrymycetales, Dacrymycetaceae. The record is from RefSeq and is a predicted model, not a curated record.
AUGUCUUUUUCGUGGUCCAUUGCUGAACUCGGCAAUCUGGUCUCUGGAGACCAGCCCGUCAGUUUGCGGUAUGGAGAUACCAACCCUAGAAGAGCCGCUGGGACGCCCUACACCACCAUCAUUGCUCUGCAUGGAAUUGGUGUCAACUCGAAUAUCUGGCUCCCUUGGCUUCCCCACCUGCCCGAGGACAUCCGUCUGCUUGCCCUCAACCGUCGAGGCUUCAACGGUUCCUCAGACCUUCACCAGCCCACCGAUGGAAACUUCGUCGAGUCGUACGGCCGUUACCUGCUCGACCUCGUGGCCUUCGUCAAGUAUGCUGUUGAAGUAUUGAAGAUCCCCCCCAAAGAUCCAAAGACAGGAAAAGGAGGAAUCGUGCUGCUCGGCUGGUCAAAGGCCUGUUCGUACUUGACAUCGCUCUUGGCUGUCCUCUCCAGCGAGGAGGGGCUCGCUGCAUCUCAUGGUCUAUCGAUGUCCGCCUUCGAGCCCUAUCUCGGCGCUGUCCGCAGCCAUGUUGUCAAUGUAAUGCUUUUCGAACCGCCCGGACUGAUUUUCGGCAUCCCACGACAGGAGAAAUUUGGGAAUGAGACUGAAAGCAUGGCUGUGCAGGGUCGUGACUUCGUUCACGGUAUGCUUUCGGCAUUACCCGCCGACAAGGUUCACCUGGUGCAUGUCUCUGUCGACAAGAUGGAGGUGGCCGCCCAUGACAUGUUUACCUGGAACGGGAAGGACGAUGAAGAGCGGGAGGCUGUUUCCAAGAUGGCCUUCAAGGAUGUGCCGUCUUUCCUGGGGUUGAGCGUUAUCUAUGGUACCAACACCAUCCCUUCGUGCCUUGAAGGAUCGAAAUGGGUUAUCGAGCGUAGCCACAGCCAGGACAACACAACGUAUCGGGUUAUCCAGGACGGUGACCAUUUUCUAAUGGUGACUGACCCAGAGGGAUUCAAUGAGGCUGUUAUCUCUUGCAUCAACGAGCUGGUAGUGAAGACAAAGGGAGGAGAGCUGUCUGUGUAACACGAGAAUUGCACGUGCGGUAGCGAACCCAAGAUCACCGUCUAUGAGUUCCUGUCACGCGGAUAGAAUAGAAUAGCUGCGCGACAUAUCAGUCCUUGUGCUCUCUUCAUUCAUAUGCCUCAAAUUAUACGCAUUGAAAUUAUACGAUCCUCGUCCCCCAUUCCCUAAGCCCGCUUCAUUUAUGUGUUAGUUGAAGGACUGCUAAUGCAUCGCGUCUAUCGAUCUUCAGGCUGAAAUCCGGGCAUCUGGUGGGUCACAUGACGGCUCGCCAAGUGAUGCGGUCCAAGCUGUCCACUCUAUACAUAGAUCUUUGGAUGCUGAAACCUGACCAUGUCCCACAACGUGAGACUCUGGUGCUCACUCGUUCCGAACAUUGCACUGGGUCCAGAUAUCGACGCAAUUAACAGUCCAGAACCCAUAUUUUUAGCGAUUUGCAGGCUUU